Molecule: messenger RNA, 489 nt
Organism: Ornithodoros turicata
Lineage: Eukaryota; Metazoa; Arthropoda; Arachnida; Ixodida; Argasidae
Exons: 1
Coding region: 1-489 (162 amino acids)
Molecular function (GO): nucleic acid binding; RNA-DNA hybrid ribonuclease activity
Source: RefSeq, a predicted model, not a curated record
AUGGCAGACCUGAAAACUGAAGUACUAACAACCCACAGACAGUUAAAGGAAAAAGGCCACAAGCUGGUGAUACAGUGGGUACCGAGCCACUGUGGAAUCGUCGGAAACGAGGAAGCAGACAAAGCAGCAAAAGAUGCCCACACCAAGUGUACCAUCACAAGCAUCCCCCUCAGCAAGCCCGAUAUCAAAGUGGCAGCCAAGAACAUAGCACAAGAAGAAAUGAAGAAGCACCUACAAGGCCCAGACUGGAUAAACUCACGGUUAAAGCGCAUGGACGGCGACCUCAAGCACACUGGUAACAAACACAUGAAAAGAAGGGAUACCGCGCAAGUACACCGACUUCGCCUGGGCACAGCCUUUACCCAAGCUUACAAGUUCAAGGUCAACAUCGCAAGCGACCCCCUCUGCAAGACUUGUAAGGUACCCGAGGACGAUGUUCACGUGCUUCUCCAACGCAAAAAACUACGACAACCCCAGAAGGAAGCUUGA